Molecule: messenger RNA, 2269 nt
Organism: Cylicocyclus nassatus
Lineage: Eukaryota; Metazoa; Nematoda; Chromadorea; Rhabditida; Strongylidae
Source: the annotation of a GenBank genome assembly
AACAGGUCGCCACGCUAAUAAAACAGCGCAGUGAACGUCUCUCAACUCCUUCUCGAGCAAGUUACUGUCACGUGCAGAUCCCUUGCCCAACAUCUACGUUUACCUUCCAAGCACUUAUAAACUAUGCCAUCGACUGCCCUUUCCAAGGAGAAACUUGCCAUGGCGCUGAGCAGCCUGUUCGUCGACAUCUUCGAUCCUCUUCCAGAGUAUCCGCACCAACAGCGGGCCGUGCCAGUACCACAUGCUCCAAAGAGACCGUGUCCACUAAAUCGCGACGAGAAAAUUUUGGCUGUACGCAAUGCACUGCGUUACGUUCCCAAAAAACAUCACGAACAGCUAGGCAAGGAGUUUGCGGAAGAGCUCGAAAAGUAUGGUCAUAUCUACGCCUUCCGCUUCAUGCCGAACUUCACCCUCAAAUCUCCUCCAAUUUCUGCCAUAAAUGCAACAUCCCAACAAGCCGCAGCUAUAAUACUGAUGAUACUGAACAAUCUUGACCCAGACGUAGCGCAAUUCCCACAGGAAUUGGUCACUUAUGGAGGAAAUGGACAAGUUUUUAGCAAUUGGAUGCAGUUUCGUCUUGUUCUUCGCUAUCUCUCGCAAAUGACCACCGAACAGACACUUGUACUUUAUUCCGGUCAUCCACUCGGUUUGUUCCCUAGUCACGCCGAUGCGCCGAGAGUAACAAUAACAAACGGAAUGAUGAUUCCAAAUUUCUCAACAAAACCAAUGUACAACAAGUUGUUUGCACUCGGCGUUACAAUGUAUGGUCAAAUGACGGCUGGUAGUUUUGCUUAUAUCGGCCCACAGGGCAUUGUCCAUGGAACAACGAUCACCAUCAUGAAUGCUGGACGUCGUUAUUUGAAAGUGAACGAGUUGGCAGGCAAAGUAUUCGUCACAGCUGGUCUUGGUGGUAUGAGCGGUGCUCAACCGAAAGCAGCUUCUAUCGCUGGAUGUAUUUCUGUUACUGCUGAGGUUUACGGAGAAGCAUUGAUCAAACGUCACAAACAGGGAUGGUUAGAUGAAUAUUCUACAGAUCUAAACGAGAUAAUCGAAAUGAUCAAAAAAUAUCGCAAAGAGAAGAAAACCAGAAGCAUUGGAUACUUGGGAAACGUUGUGGAUUUAUGGGAGCGCCUAGCUGAAGAACCCGACAAUCUAGUAGAUCUUGGAUCUGAUCAAACUUCUUUGCACAAUCCUUACCUGGGCGGAUACUAUCCAGUUGGCAUAAGCGUUGAGGAAGCAAAUGUGAUGAUGACCGCCGAUCCGGAUCGCUUCAAAGAGCUAGUUCAGAAGAGUCUUUUGCGACAGAUUGCAGCCAUAGACAAGCUGGCCGCACGAGGGAUGCACUUCUGGGAUUACGGUAACGCCUUCCUGUUGGAGUGCCAAAGGGCCGGAGCUGAUAUGCGCCACCCAAAAGCGAAGGACGAUAAGACGUUUAGAUAUCCCUCGUACAUGCAGGACAUCAUGGGUGAUAUCUUCUCGAUGGGAUUCGGACCGUUCCGCUGGGUUUGUACUUCGCAAAAACCGGAAGACCUCGAUGAAACCGACAAGAUUGCCGCGGAAGUUAUAGGAAAACUAAUGAAGAAUGACGUUCCGGAGCAUGUGCGACAACAAUACUUCGACAACAAGAAAUGGAUUGAGAACGCGGCAGCUAAUCAUCUUGUUGUCGGAAGUCAAGCGAGAAUACUUUAUUCUGACCAAGAGGGACGAAUUGCUAUCGCUCUCGCCUUCAACGAUGCUGUCAGAGAUGGACGAGUCUCGGCUCCGAUCGUUUUAUCUCGAGAUCAUCAUGAUGUGUCGGGAACGGAUUCGCCUUUCCGUGAAACAUCGAACAUUGACGAUGGCAGCGCUGUAACAGCAGAUAUGGCCGUUCAGAACGUCAUCGGAGACUCCUUCCGUGGUGCAACAUGGGUGUCACUUCAUAACGGUGGCGGAGUCGGAUGGGGUGAUGUCAUCAACGGCGGUUUCGGAAUGCUUUUGGAUGGAUCGAAUGAAGCAGCAGAACGUGCAAAAGGAAUGCUUCAAUGGGACGUCGCUAAUGGGGUAGCGAGACGAAGUUGGUCGGGUAAUGAGAAGGCACGAGAAGCAAUAACUAGGACGCAAGCACAGAAUGAGAACUUAACCGUUACGAUUCCCGUUGACGCAGACGAACAACUUCUCGAGAGUUUCUUCUGAGCACCACCUUCUAGACCGAAGCAAUGAAGAUAGAGAUUCUUUUUUGGAGAAAUUAGAUCAUUAUUAAUCAUUCAUCUCGAAUAAAAUGAUAAGAGAA